AUUUGAAUACCGUCAGCUACCUAUUCCAGCUUGCUCCUGUUUGUGUAAAGGGUCUUUUCAUAUGCAAAAGAAGGGGGAGGGGGGAGUGUCUUAUUUGCCACUUGCAGUGGGCUUUCCAACUACCUUUUCAACAGAGCUAAACUGAAAGCUUGAUGGACACAUUGGGGGUUUCCUUGUUGGCGGGUCAGCGAGUCUUAGUGACGUGGGAUAGCAGUUCCCCCACUGAGAACUUGAAGCUGCUGGUAGAGCGUGUGCGGGAGGCAACAAACCCACAGGGAAACAUUUGUGUAGAGAACAUCGAAAUGCUGCUGUUAUCUGCUCACGCGGACUCCAGCUUUGACGUGGUUUUGCUAGGUUUGGUCCCUGGCAGUGUUGGUGUGCACAGCUCGGAAGUACUGGCUGAGGUUGCACGUAUCCUAAAGCCCGGAGGAACUCUGGUCACACAAGAGCCUGUGGCCCCUGGAGCUGAUAAGAAAGCACAGAUCCGUACUCCAGCACGUCUCUCCUCUGCACUAACGCUCUCAGGGCUAACAGAAGUGACCCAGCUGUCGCAAGAAGCCUUAACCCCGGAGCAGCUGCAGGAAGUAGAGAAGAGCCUGGCGUACAAAGGGAGCGAUGUAACAUUGAUUCAAAUGAAUGGAAAGAAGCCAAACUUUGAGGUUGGAUCAUCACGGCAGUUGUCUCUCUCCAAACGUCAAGUGUCAGUUAAACCUGCAGUAGAUCCGGCAGCAGUGAAGCUUUGGACUCUGUCAGCUAAUGACAUGAAUGAUGACAACGUGGAUCUUUUAGACUCUGAUGAGCUGCUAGACCAGGAGGAUUUAGAGAAGCCAGAUCCAUCUUCCCUACGUGCAAGUGGCUGUGGGGAAGGAAGUGAGAAGAAGCGCAAAGCUUGCAAGAACUGCACUUGUGGAUUGGCAGAAGAACUGGAGGAAGAAAAGACAAAAAGCGCUGUUCCUAAAGCUGCCCCAUCAGCAUGUGGUAACUGCUAUUUAGGAGAUGCAUUCCGCUGUGCCAGCUGUCCGUAUCUUGGGAUGCCGGCAUUUAAACCAGGAGAGAAGGUAUUGCUGAAACCGGCACAGCUGCAGGAUGCCUAGAGUAGAGACGGAUGCCCUGAGAGGAGGGCUGACUUAUUAUUAUUAUUAUUAUUAUUAUUAUUAUUACACACCCUCCUCUCAUUACCAAACAUAUUUCAGCGUGGCUGAUACUUCUGACUGGACUGUAUAUUUGUGGAUGAAGGAACAAAUGUAUGUGACCACUUUCGACACUGUUACUACAGUCUCCAGAACUAGUCCAUGGAAGAAACAAGCUAUAGUACACACUGGGAGCUUUAUGGUUUAAAGAGAUGUCCGUCCUUGUACCCAGGAAGAGCUAUGCUUUAACUGGGAAGCAUUUAACGUUAACUGGGCUGACUGAAUCAACAAUAGCAGGAUGUGAAUAUAAAGUCACGGUUCCUGUUUGAUCUAAUGUGGACCAAUAUAUAGAGAAACUAUAUAUAAUACUAGAGGCUCAUUAUAGUGGUGUAUUUAUACAACACAAUAUAGUUAUCUCCCAAGGUUUUAACAAACAUGCAAAAUAAACAAAUCCUCUCUAUAAAGCUCCCUCCUUCAUAUGUAAAAAUAUUUAUUAGUGUAUUUCGUUAUUUUCUUUUUCUUUGUUAGAAGUAAUAUAGAAGUUGUGCAGUUAAAUACACAAUACAGGACUACUGCUCUUGUACUGCUGAAGGUGCCUAACUAUUAAAUAAAUAUAUUUCGUACAUGG
Molecule: messenger RNA, 1758 nt
Organism: Bombina bombina (fire-bellied toad)
Lineage: Eukaryota; Metazoa; Chordata; Amphibia; Anura; Bombinatoridae
Gene: CIAPIN1
Product: cytokine induced apoptosis inhibitor 1
Exons: 9
Coding region: 153-1094 (313 amino acids)
Biological process (GO): iron-sulfur cluster assembly
Cellular component (GO): cytoplasm
Molecular function (GO): iron-sulfur cluster binding
Source: RefSeq, a predicted model, not a curated record